Coffea arabica (coffee) is the source of this 2346-nucleotide messenger RNA. RefSeq names its product putative late blight resistance protein homolog R1B-17. NCBI's taxonomy places the organism in Eukaryota, Viridiplantae, Streptophyta, Magnoliopsida, Gentianales, Rubiaceae. Gene Ontology annotation, molecular function: ADP binding. The record is from RefSeq and is a predicted model, not a curated record. Gene Ontology annotation, biological process: defense response to other organism.
AUGGAGGCUGCAUAUAAAGCAGAGUUAGUGAUCGACUGGACACUUGUUGGUGAUGAACGUGAAUGUUGUUUGGAUGAUGUUGCUACAGAUAUCAAUCUUAUGAAGACUGAAGCCCAAGAGAUGUAUGGUAGCAUAAGCUAUGAUGGCGAAACCAAGAGAGUUACCGAGACUUUCACUUGCGUGUCAUCACAAGUUAUUGCGGCCACGAAAAAUAAAGAUUUUGUGUGUCUCGAUGACGAGGUGAAAACUAUCACUGAUAGACUCACUGGAGGAUCAAGGAAGUUGGGUGUUGUUCCCAUCGUUGGUAUGCCUGGGCUCGGUAAGACCACAUUAGCCAAUAUGGUUUAUAGUUCUCCUUCAGUAAAGUUGCACUUUCAUAUUCGUGCUUGGUGCACUGUUUCUCAAAUAUAUAGCACACACAACUUGUUAGUUCAGAUAUUGCAUAGUAUUGAUUCUAGGAGUCCCGAACAAUAUCCAGAGGAGAAUGAAGGUGAUCUGGCUAUAAAGCUAAAACAAGCUUUGCUCAGAAAUAGGUAUCUCCUAGUGUUGGAUGAUUUGUGGGGCGUUGAGGCAUGGAAUUUGUUGGAAAAAUCAUUGCCAGAUGAUGCCAAUGGAAGUAGGAUUCUUAUAACAAGCAGAUUGCAGAAUUUGUUUCUGCAAUUCAAACUUGAUAGCAAAGCUCACCAUCUCCGCCCCCUUACCGACGAAGAGAGUUGGAAAUUGCUGCAAAACAAGCUAUUUGGCAAAGAAGGUUGUCCUGCAAAACUAAGUGGAGUUGGAUUUCAAUUAGCAAAAUCCUGUAGGGGCUUACCUCUCACAGUUAUCCUUGUUGCUGGAAUUCUUGCUACUACUGAUCAAAAUUGCUGGCAAGAAGUUGCAAAAAGUCUAAGUUCCAGUAUUGUCCUUGACGACGAAUAUUGCAUGAAGACACUUGAGCUGAGUUAUAGUCAUUUACCAGGUGAUUUGAAGCCAUGCCUUCUUUACUUUAGUGCAUUUCGAGCAGACAAAAAUGUUCCAAUUCGAAGGUUGUUAUGGCUUUGGAUCUCUGAAGGAUUUGUGCAGAAGACUGAAGAAAAGAGCUUAGAGGAUGUGGCAGAUGAGUACUUGAAGGAUCUGGUUGAUAGAAGUCUAGUUAUGGUUUCUGAACACAGAACUAGGGGUGGUGCCAAAGCCUGCCGACUUCAUGAUUUGGUACAUGAGUUUUGUGUAGAAAAAGCCAAAGAAGAAAAUUUUCUACAUAUUAUUCAUAGUCAGAAUGAUCUCACUAUUCUUACUAUCCCAAGCAACCCCCACCGAGUUUGUGAUCAAAAUGCCAGAAAUUUGAUGACUUGGGAUUUAAUGCUACUUUUUCCCAAUUUACGCAGUUUGUUAUUGUUUAAAGAGGAUGCUUUCAGCCUUUGGUUACCUCAACUUCUCAGAGUGCUGGAUUUAAGGAACUUGAAGUUUGAUGCACAUUUUCCGAUGGUAGUAGUAUUGCUUGUUCACUUGAGAUACUUAGCUCUUUAUAUUAGAGGAAUAAAUAGCAUCCCACCUGAAAUAUCCAACCUUUCAAGGUUACAAACUUUUCUGGUAAGAGGAUACUCAAGAUAUUUUUUGUUACCGAAGACUAUCUGGAACAUUAAGACACUGAGGCAUCUCUACUAUACUACCAAUGGCGGUUUUGCUUUUCCUGUUGAAAAUCUUGAAGUAUCCCCAUGUUUAGAUCAUCUAGACACUUUAAACCUUGCCAUUGAUCCCUCCUCUCAAAGCUUGCAAAAGAUACUGAGAAAGUUACCAAGCAUCCGCAGGCUAAAAUGUUCAAUAACGGGUGGUGUCAGAAUCGGAAAUGGUGAAGGGAUUCUAGAGUUUGACUGUUUGAGUCAGCUAGAAUCACUUAAUCUGUCUUAUUUUAAAGGAUAUGGAUUUAAAUUCCCAAGGAAUUUGAAGAAAUUGACUCUCUCAGAUAAUGAGCAGCCAUGGAGUGAAAUUUCAACGAUUGGAAAGUUGCCAAAUCUUCAAGUGCUCAAAUUAGACCAUCAAGCCUUUGCUGGGGAAGAAUGGGAAAUGGAAGAAGGGGAGUUCCCUAGCCUCCGGGUCUUGAUGUUGGCACGCUUAGACUUUCGCAGAUGGAUUGCUGCUUCUGAUAAUUUUCCCCGUCUUGAGCAAUUGCUAUUGUAUAAUUGUCGAAAGCUGGAAGAGGUGCCUUCUUGUUUAGGGGAAUGUCCGACUCUUGAAGCGAUCGAGGUGGGACGGUGUGGUGAGUCUGUUGUCAGUUCAGUGGAGAAAAUUCAACAAGAACAGAUGGACAUGGGAAAUGAAGAUCUAAAGAUCGCUAUUGAAAAAUGUGGUGAUGCAUGGAUUGGCUAA